CACACACGUCAUUCUGAAUUCAAAGGUCAGAACUGAAGUACAUUUGCUUUCCAGAUGGACUCUCCGACCAAAACAGGGAAGGUUUACCUCCAACCACACAGAGCCGGCAAAAAAUGGAAGCCAGUGUGCUUGUCUCUGUUCCCCCCCAGUGACAGUGCAGCGGGGCGACUGGAGAUCCAGGACAUGGGAGGUGCUGGUGCUGAAGGCGAUCCUGUUUCUGGGGUCAGGAGACACCGCCAGCCUCAUGUGGACAGGAAGCUGAAAGUGCUGCGACUGUCCGAGCUGAUCAGCGUCCUCAGACUCCCCCCGAAUGCUGAAGCCUGUCCUAUGGAGAACAUGUCGGCGUUUUGUGUGGAGACCCGGGACAGAACCAUGGUGUUCGCUGCACUAAAGGACGACUGUGUGGAGUGGGUAGAAAAACUGUGUCUCCGCUCGUUUCAGAGAGGUGUAGCCUCCAGCUCUACUUAUCUUCACAUGGAGGAGAACCAGAUCUAUGCCUCAGCAGAUGAAGCCUCAGAGUUCUGGGUAAUGGUUCAAAAGACUGACGCAGCGACACGCUGCGGCCUGCAGGGGUCGUACUGGCUGCAGGUGGGGCGAGAGGCGCUGCUGCUGAGAGAAACACAGAAGAACAUUGUUAGAGAGUGGCCGUAUGAACGGCUGAGACGAUAUGGCAAAGAUAAGCUGGCCUUAACCAUCGAAGCAGGACGACGCUGUGACUCUGGUCCUGGAACAUUUAUCUUUGAGACACAGCAGGCUGAGAAGAUAUUCGCCCUAAUUCAGAGUACCAUCAAGCGGAAGACUUUGACUCAUACUGUAGGCAACCAAAACCAAGAGGGUCAGAAAGUUGUGGUAACCAACAUACAGGCUCAUUCCCCGCUCCCCAGAAUACCAGAUAUGAUCAGUAUUGCUGCGAUUCCGGAAAACAAACUGAGGACACAGGACAGUAAAUGUGCUGCUUUAGAAGAGAGUGCACGUUCCCAGGAAGAUUUGGUUGGUUCAUCAGAGAGUGCAUCAGUGCAUCCAGCUCCAAUCACCCUCAUGCCUCUUCCACUGGUGCCCACACGUGGCAGCCACUCCGGAGGACAACUUGAUGGCCAAUCAGAAGCUGUAUAUGCUGACCCAGCUGAUUGCAUCCAACCUGUACCAAAAGCACAACCGACCAUGGCUCUGUAUGUAGACCCUGCAAGUGUUCUCUCGCUCAAACCCCCCAGCCCCAGAGAAUCUGUCACUCCGUCUCCUAACUCCUCUACUCCCUGCUUCCCCCCCGAUCAGCCAGAUUCAGUCUACGCAGAGGUGUUCGACAAAAUCAGUCUGGCUCAGAAUAAAAACGUCGCAGAUGACGAACCCAUUUAUACUGAGCCCAUGAGCAAGGAGGAGAAGUCUGAUAAAAAAGAAAGCAAAGCAGACCCUUUUGCACACCUUUAUGCUCAAGUCUGCAAAACAACCCAAUCAUUUAGCCUAUUGUCGUCCUCUAACACCAUCCCUUCCUGCUCUGCUUCCUCUCCCGCUAUGACUGCCAGUAUAAGCACAACUAAUGAUGAUGUCAUCUACGAAAACCUGGGCACCAUUUAAUUUAGUUGUCAAGUGUAGCUUGAUGCUACAAUGCCUAAACCAAGUCUAUGCAGAGCUUGACAUAUAUUUUUGUACAAUGACUGUAAAGAAGAAAUAGAGUGAGCACAUCUCCUGUAUGGAUGGGCUUUCUUUUGUAUAUCCGUAUACAAACUAUUGUUCAUUAGUUCUGAAGAAAACAGGACUGUGUGACUACCUAUUCAUUAAUAAAGCAAGUUACCAAUAAAGUAGAACUUGUAACUAACAUGGCAGUGGCGUAACGAGCCAACACCGGGCCCCUAUGUAGGAUUAUCAAGGCGGGCCCCCCUACUACAGCACGUGAUGACAGCGCAAUGUCCACGAGUAGGCUACCAUGAAUAGAACAG
This is a messenger RNA of Perca fluviatilis (European perch), 1934 nucleotides long. RefSeq names its product docking protein 3-like. The transcript has 7 exons. The coding region runs from base 55 to 1572 and encodes 505 amino acids. NCBI's taxonomy places the organism in Eukaryota, Metazoa, Chordata, Actinopteri, Perciformes, Percidae. Gene Ontology annotation, cellular component: cytoplasm. The record is from RefSeq and is a predicted model, not a curated record. Gene Ontology annotation, biological process: positive regulation of MAPK cascade; cell surface receptor protein tyrosine kinase signaling pathway.